Messenger RNA from Penicillium brevicompactum, 975 nucleotides. RefSeq names its product E3 ubiquitin-protein ligase. Gene Ontology annotation, biological process: positive regulation of proteasomal ubiquitin-dependent protein catabolic process; ubiquitin-dependent protein catabolic process; protein polyubiquitination. Gene Ontology annotation, molecular function: zinc ion binding; ubiquitin conjugating enzyme binding; ubiquitin protein ligase activity. Gene Ontology annotation, cellular component: ubiquitin ligase complex; cytoplasm. The record is from RefSeq and is a predicted model, not a curated record. The coding region runs from base 1 to 975 and encodes 324 amino acids. The transcript has a single exon. Lineage: Eukaryota; Fungi; Ascomycota; Eurotiomycetes; Eurotiales; Aspergillaceae.
AUGGCUUGCGAAAAAGAAGAAGAAUCGAUCCUGCGCAUUCUGCUUCAGGAUCUCGAACAUCUGGAACACAAUCAAAAAGGUAAACAGAGGGAGGGGGAAUUUUCAGACCUUGCAAUCGCCCUCAAUUGUAUGAAGGAUGACUGUCUCGCUGAACAAACAUCGAUUGAAGAUGGAAUCAUGGCUCUCAGCAUAAGUACGGCAGUCGCUACCGAUCAAAAUGAGCUGGCAUCCAUCAAGUGCGAAGAAACAAUUGCCGAGUACGAUCAUCAACUUGCUCUUGCCUUGGAAAAGGGAGAUUCCAACGAUGAUGAUGUCGCCGAUGUGUCCAAUUUAUGCGAUAGGGCUUUGAGAGAAGUGAAUGAAGACCCUCUUUCCACCGUCAUCGGGGAUCUAAUGGGCCGGAUGGAUCUGAGCAGUAAGUCACUGGAUGACGAAAGCUCCUCAUCUUUCUCCUCGUCCCACAAAGGACCUUCCAUGAAACAGUGUGUCUCUUGCCUUGAAAAUUUUGAUACGACGGUGACUGUGCGUCCUUGUGCCCACGAGUUCUGCCGGGAAUGCAUGAGACAAUUAUUUUUGGGUGCAACCAAAGACGAAGAGCUAUAUCCGCCACGCUGUUGCGGCAACGUUGUCCCUCCUGGAUUGGCGCUGAGGCUUUUGAGUUACAAGGAACUCCGAGACUUCAGUGAAAGUGCUCUCGAAUGGACCGCCAAGGAUCGCCUUUACUGCGCUGAGCCCAGUUGUUCAAAGUUCAUCCCCCCAUUUGCUAUUCGGAAUGAAUUUGGCACUUGCACACGUUGUCACCGCCAGACGCAUGUACAUUGCCGGUCAUUUGCACAUCCUGGUAUUGACUGCCCGAUGGAUGAUGCACUUCAUGAUGUUUUGCAGAUUGCCGAUACUGAGAAUUGGCAGCGUUGCUUCAACUGUCGUGCCAUGGUAGAGCUCCAACACGGGUGCAAUCAUAUCACCUGUCGGUAA